AUGGCCGUCAUGUCCAUCCCUCACAUUCCCAUCCCCGUCUUGCUCGUCGCUCUUGUCGCCAUCUAUGCCUUCCAUCGGAUCUACUAUGAAUUGACCACCGGUGCCCGCAGGCGCCGAAUGAUCCGGGACAAUGGAUGCGAGGAGGUCGUGUGGUACCCUCACCAAGGAAUCAUGGGCAAACUCUACGGCAUGGAUGUGAUUAAGCUGAUGAUCAAAUCGGGCCGGGAGGGUCGACUGCACGAGGCGACCCGGCUGAGAAAUUUCAGCAAUGGGCGAAACACCGUCAAAGUCAAGCUGGCCAAAAACACCGUCAUCUCCACCAUCGAACCCGAGAUCAUCAAGACCAUCCUCUCCACCAAGUUCCAGGACUACUCCCUGGGCAAGAGAAGGAGACAGGUCUUCCUCCCCAUCUUCGGCCAUGGCAUCUUCGCCAACGAUGGCGCGGCCUGGGAGAGAUCUCGUGCCAUGGUACGACCCAACUUCACCCGUCAGCAGGUGGCCGACCUCGAGAUGUUUGAAGCGCACGUCUCACAUCUUAUUGACUCUGUCCCUCGUGAUGGAUCGACCGUCGACUUGCAAGAUUUGUUUUUCGGCUUGACCAUGGAUUCUGCGACCGAGUUCUUGUUUGGCAGAUCGACCAACACCCUGGCCCCAGGCUUGGAGACCAAGUCAGCCAAUGACUUUGUCAAGGCUUUUGUCUAUGUCACUGAAGCUUGUGGAAAGAAUUUCCGGACGGGAGGUCUGAUCGACUAUAUCCCGGAUGCGAAGUGGCGCAAGAGCGUCAAGAUUAUCCACGACUUUGCGGACGGAAUCAUCCAGGAAGCCAUGGAGGAAUUGCGGUCCGGGAAGCGGGACCCCAAAAGUCGCUACGUCUUCCUUCACGCCUUGCUCAACCAGACCCAAGAUCCGUACGCCCUUCGUUCGGAAUUGCUGAACAUCCUGCUCGCGGGCCGCGACACCACGGCGGGCUUAUUGUCCAACACCUGGCACGUGCUGUCGAAGCGACCGGACAUUUGGGCCAAGUUGAAGGCCGAGGUGGAUGGACUCGGCGGCGAGAAGCCAGACUACACGACGAUCAAGGAGAUGAAAUACCUGAAAUGGACGCUGAACGAGUCACUCCGGCUGAUGCCGGUCGUGCCCGGCAACAGUCGUGAAGCCAUCCGCGACACCAUCCUGCCCCUUGGUGGAGGCAUGGACGGCAAGGCGCCUGUGUUGGUCAGGAAGGGGCAAGUGGUGGCAUAUUCGCCUUGGUCAAUGCACCGACGUGAGGAUUUCUAUGGACCUGAUGCGCUAGAAUUCAAGCCGGAGCGAUGGGAGUCCUUGAGACCAGGCUGGGAAUACCUGCCCUUCAACGGAGGGCCUCGCAUCUGUGUGGGCCAGCAGUAUGCCUUGAUGGAAGCAUCGUAUGCCACCAUUAGACUGAUCCAGACCUUCCCGAGGAUCGAGAGCCGAGAUGAUCGGGAGUGGCGCGAGUGGUUGACGGUGACGCUGGCCAGCGGUGUGGGGACCAAGGUCGCCCUUUUUGAGAAGUAA
Cladophialophora psammophila CBS 110553 is the source of this 1533-nucleotide messenger RNA. RefSeq lists its product as uncharacterized. NCBI's taxonomy places the organism in Eukaryota, Fungi, Ascomycota, Eurotiomycetes, Chaetothyriales, Herpotrichiellaceae. Gene Ontology annotation, molecular function: iron ion binding; oxidoreductase activity, acting on paired donors, with incorporation or reduction of molecular oxygen, reduced flavin or flavoprotein as one donor, and incorporation of one atom of oxygen; heme binding. The record is from RefSeq and is a predicted model, not a curated record. Bases 1 to 1533 code for a protein of 510 amino acids. The transcript has 4 exons.